Molecule: messenger RNA, 966 nt
Organism: Scutellospora calospora
Lineage: Eukaryota; Fungi; Glomeromycota; Glomeromycetes; Diversisporales; Gigasporaceae
Source: the annotation of a GenBank genome assembly
AUGAGUGCCACACUACAACGACAAACCUUUAAAAUCCCUACUUCUGAACAUAAAGGAUGCUCGAGAAAACGGUUUUACUUUGAAACCGACGAACCUUCCUAUAAUGUGAAUAAGCGAGUCAAGACUCCUCACUUGGUUAACAGUGUUCAUUCGUCCACGCUACCAUUUUCAACUUUUCGUUAUCAUGGUAGUGACAAAAAAUUAGUGUCAUUAUUUGCAUCUAAUAAUAUUGACCUCAAAGAGAACCAAGUCGAUGUAGAAUCCGAAUCCUAUUCAGAAACCUCUCGUAUUAUCGAUCUUUCUACAGGCGAGUCUCUGAAACCUAUUUCAAACGUGGAACAAGAACGACAAAAAUUAAAACGCCCAAUCGAAUUUGUCGAAAACGAUAAUGAGGACUUUUCUUCUACUGAGUGUUUAAAUAUAGACGAAGUCAACACCAAUUUUUAUAAAAAAAUUAAAACUUCAGAAACUCCAACUGAAAAUUAUAUAGAAGAUAUAGAGGAAGAUAAUCCAAAAUUAAUUGAACACACCGUUGAUACAGUUCAAGAAUUUAAAAACUGUGUCACAACUCGUCCUUCAACUUUCAAUAUUUCUAAUACUUCAAUGAUAAUUAAAGGGAAAAAUUCAACAAAGAUCGAGUUUACCGCACAAUAUCAAGAAGCAUUCAAUAAGUACAUGCGAUCACAGCUUGAAAAUGUAAAAAAUGAUGAUCAAAACGUUUAUGGGAAAGAAAUGAUUUUAUAUCGCCAAAACAAUGAUGGAUAUAUUGUUAAAGAUGAUGAUAAUGGUAAUUCAGACGAUUAUACGAUUGAUUCUAAAGGAAAGAUUUUUGAAAUCGAAGAUGACAAUGACAUUCAAAUGUUUGAUACGGAUGAGACUAAUACUAACUACCCAGAUGUCGAUCUUUCAUUUGAUGAGGGUGGCCAAAGUCUUGAUGAGGAUGACAAAAUGGACAUUGAUGAAUAA